AUGGCACAGUUACAAGUAAUUCUGGACCGACUCGUUGCUGAGAACUUACAUGGUCCAGUAUCAAGCACCACUACAAUUUCUAGCACUUCAGGUGUGUCUUCUAUGAACUAUUCGUCGCAUCAAAGGAAUCUAUUACGGAAACCAUUGUCACAAGGCGACUUAUUUUCCGCUUUUCAUCAACGUGAAGACGAGGAUUUGGAUGCUAAUGACCCAAGGUGGUUGAAUCUCUUUGUAGAAUAUUUUCUAGAAAAUAGUGACACGAAGAAUGAUGAUUUAUUAUUUUUCGUUCGGCAAGCUCAUCCUGAAAACGAAGAAUUAGAUCCGGUUUUUGUUAAGCGAAAAUCACCACAACCACAUGUUAUGCCGCCGUUAGAAGAUGCUGUUUUGUGGAAAGAGACGUUCUUCCUGAAUUUAAUAGUGCAGUUACCAUGUAAAUUAACGGUAGCUGUGUGUACUCGUACAACUACAAGCAAUGAUGGUACUAGUUCUGAUGGAGGCAGCGGAAAUCAAAAAACUAGUAUGACAUGUUCGCGUAAACAUGUGUCGAAAAGGGUUUAUGCAUUACCAACAAAACCUCAAACUGAUAUAAAAGAGACAUCAAUGGAAUGUUCAUAUCCACUGAUUUAUUAUGUAAUUGACGAUUAUGAAGAAAUGUUCGAACAUUUAAUUGUAACUGAGGGAGAAUAUUUAUGUGUGGAAUUGGCGGUAACUAUACCAAGAAAGAGUGAUGUCGAGGAGGAUUCGGAGGAUGAAGAAAGUGACGAUGAUUAUUAUUCGCGGAAUAGUCAACGAAAUACAAAAAAUCGAAGGUCAAUGACAAAUGGACCGUUCCCGCAGCCAUGUAAUGAUAAUAAAAUUACUUUGUUUCAAGGUGCUGCGUCUUAUUCGUCUUUAUUAGAGAUUUAUAAACAGAAAUCGGCUAGUAAAUUAAAUCGACGAUUUAAAAUGGGACCUGUUACUCCACCCACGGAAUAUGUAAUGAUGCGAGGACCAGGGGGAAAGGGACAUGCACAGGCUUGUGAACUUUAUUAUUACAUAUUAUUGGAUAAAGUUGCAAUAACCGCUACUUCGAUAGAGGAGGAGGAAGUCGAUAAUUCGCCGGAGAUGACUGAAUCCUCGCCAUCUUCACUUCAACAAGCAGCAAACUUUAUUCGAA
Molecule: messenger RNA, 1156 nt
Organism: Ambispora leptoticha
Lineage: Eukaryota; Fungi; Glomeromycota; Glomeromycetes; Archaeosporales; Ambisporaceae
Source: the annotation of a GenBank genome assembly